AUGUUUAGCGAAAACUACGAUUGUUGCACCAAAAUUUUUCUGCUCUCGCUUUUUAUAGCGCCAAUAUUAGCAGAAUGGAAUACCCAGGAUUAUAUCAGGAGAGAACAUUCACUCACAAAACCUUACCAAGGGAGUGGUAUGGCGUUGCCUUACUGGGACUUCUUAGGGAGCACGAUUGUUACGUCAAAUUAUGUCCGUAUAACUCCUGAUUUACAAUCUAAAUCUGGUGCCAUUUGGAACACACACCCAUGCCAAACGAGAAAUUGGGACCUUCAAAUACAAUUUAAAGUACAUGGAAAAGGGAAAGACCUCUUUGGUGAUGGUUUUGUCAUCUGGUAUGUGAAGGAUCGUAUGCAGCCUGGACCUGUUUUCGGUAGCAAGGAUUACUUUAGUGGUCUUGCUAUUGUGUUGGAUACCUACAGUAACCAUAAUGGUGCUCAUAAUCACCAGCAUCCCUACAUCUCGGCUAUGAUAAACAAUGGUAGUCUACACUAUGACCACGACAGGGAUGGUACACACACACAAUUGGCUGGCUGUGAAGCUAAAUUUAGGAACUAUAAUCAUGAUACUUACAUAUCAAUUAUUUAUAAGGACGAUACACUUAUUGUUUCCACUGACCUGGAAGGAAAGAACGCAUGGAAGGAAUGCUUUAAAGUGGAAAAUGUAUUGCUGCCCACCGGUUACUACUUUGGUGCAUCAGCUACAACUGGUGAUUUAAGUGACAACCAUGAUAUUGUCGCUAUUAAGAUGUAUGAGCUUGACUUAUUGGAGUCGCAAAAUAAAGAUGAAGAUAGAUCUAAAAUAAUACCAUCAGCAGUAACAUUCGAAGCCCCAAGAGAGAGAAUAGAAGACACAAAGCCAGCCAUGUCCGGGGUUAAAACCUUUUUAUGGAUGAUGUUUGUCGCCAUUAUUUUGAUAGUGGUAGUAGUCUGUGGAAUCAUGUGGUACCAGAAACGACAGGAGAACGCGAGAAAACGUCUUUAUUGA
This is a messenger RNA of Leptosia nina, 987 nucleotides long. The record is from the annotation of a GenBank genome assembly. NCBI's taxonomy places the organism in Eukaryota, Metazoa, Arthropoda, Insecta, Lepidoptera, Pieridae.